AUGCCUGAUAAAGGUGAUGCUCAGUCGCGUUGGGCAGCAUCCACUCCCAUUCUUUACUCAGAUCUGGUCUUAACAUCAGCUGGUCUUAACAUCUCAACUCCCAGAGUCUUAGCCAAGGCCACAGAAGCACCAAAGGCUAAACCCAUCUUCAAGUUAAACUACCCAUGGAAGAGGGCAUACCAAUUGGGGUCUGGACGCGUGCAAAUCCAAAAAGUGAGAGCAGCCCCCGAUAGCAUAUCGGAGAAAGUGGAAGAAAGCAUCAAAAGCGCGGAGGAGGCCUGCGCCGGCGACCCAGCGAGCGGGGAAUGCGUAGCGGCUUGGGACGAAGUGGAGGAGCUGAGUGCAGCUGCUAGCCAUGCGAGGGACAAGAAGAAGCAGUCUGACCCUUUGGAGAAUUACUGCAAGGACAACCCGGAGACAGACGAAUGCCGUACUUAUGAGGACUGAAAAUGGGUUAUAUCCCUAUUGUUUUUGAGUAAUCCAGUUUUAGAUGUUUAUACUCAUUUGACUAUGUGAGAAAAUUGGACUUUUUAAAUUAUGAUGGAUUUAUCAUAGUUUUAUCCGAUGCA
This is a messenger RNA of Hevea brasiliensis (rubber tree), 569 nucleotides long. RefSeq names its product calvin cycle protein CP12-1, chloroplastic-like. The transcript is spliced from 2 exons. The record is from RefSeq and is a predicted model, not a curated record. Gene Ontology annotation, cellular component: chloroplast. The coding region runs from base 1 to 447 and encodes 148 amino acids. Gene Ontology annotation, biological process: negative regulation of reductive pentose-phosphate cycle. NCBI's taxonomy places the organism in Eukaryota, Viridiplantae, Streptophyta, Magnoliopsida, Malpighiales, Euphorbiaceae.